Adineta ricciae is the source of this 2748-nucleotide messenger RNA. NCBI's taxonomy places the organism in Eukaryota, Metazoa, Rotifera, Eurotatoria, Adinetida, Adinetidae. The record is from the annotation of a GenBank genome assembly.
AUGCAAUAUACAGUCGUUCAAUCAGUAAAUCCGCAAUUUGUCAUUCGUGACACUACAGGCGACUUCAUUCUAGGAAUUCUCGAUCAUAAAGGAACAGUUGCGUACAUUUAUCCCAAUUUGAACGAAACAAUCUUUAGUUUUACCGUAAAUGACACGUCGCCUAUCAAUCGUACUCAACCGUUCUAUCACAGUACGGGAGAUGUUACACUUCGCAUUCGUCGGGCCAACUCAACAGACUCGUAUAAAGAAUUCUCAACGACUGACGCUUAUGGAGGGGCAGCUCGUGUUGUAGAAGUGGCUGAUUCACUGAUAGCAUAUGAUAUCACUUCUCUACUAAAUCCAGGACACGGACUUAACAUUACACGAAUUUACAAGCAGUCGACGGAUCGUCAUGGAGGUUUUAUCAUUCAGGUGAAUGUGACAAAUACUCAAGCGUAUGCACAGCAGCUAGGUGCAUUGGGCAUGUCAAUGGUCUUUAACAAUGACUGGUCUGGUCUAGACCUGAAUACAACGGCACAACAUUGCAGUAUAACAGAGCCGUACAUUGGUCAAGAUAAUGCCUGGGUCAAGGUUACACGGAUAAGUGGCGAAGGGCCCACUCUAUUGGUGCUGCCAUACGGUAAUGGUGGGAUGAAUGCAUGGCGUCCGCUUCUGUCUGAUCCUACGGUCCGAUCUGCUACUUUCGAAGGUUUCUAUGAAUAUACGUUUCUAGCUGAUGCAUAUCGUAUGAACGAGUGGAAAGCCGUACCCGACGAGCGACUAUGGACACUCACAGAUUCCAUUGUGCUACAACCGGGUGCUUCUGUCAUUUAUGGGCUUCAUAUGCGAUUGCUUCCGAGUGUGCGAGAUGUCGAGAGUGGUCUUGCACAAAUGCAGAAACUUGUUGUGAAGGUCGUUCCUGGAUAUGUUGUCGGUGUUGAUAUGGGAAAUGUCACGUUGUUUGUGCUACCUGGUCGAUAUAAAAUAUCUAAAAUCAAUGUCAGCAACAGCGCUAUUAUGGAUAUUAGUAAUACUUCGGCGAUACUAACAUCUGGUUGGCAUGCGUAUCAACUGUAUCCUCGUAUUUAUGGACGUGUACGUGUCAUUGUACACUACAGUGACGAUAGCGCACUUGAAUAUCGACAGGUCGUGAGCAUGUUUGUAUUACCAUCUUUUCGUACACAUAUUCAAACAUUUGGUGAAUUCAAUGCAAAAUAUCAAUGGUAUGAUGAUCCGGCAGAUCCAUUCGGUCGAAGUCAGUCUAUUAUGCCGUACAAUUGGCAUUCGCAACAACUUAUACUUCAAGAAAGCCGCUCCUUUGUUGUCGGUCUUAGUGAUGAAUCCGGCGCAGGUCCAGGCCUUGGUUUUGCCGUCAAGAACCAGUACGCACCCGAAUCAGAUCAGGUGCAUCUGCUAGAUCUGUACAUCAAUAAUACAUUGUUCGGCAGCAAAGGCCCUAGUAAGUAUGUGCCGUUCGAGACACGUGUUCAAUGGAGAGAUUACACAGUCGUUGCUAGUACCUUUUGGUAUCCUGGUAUGCCAGGCUACAACUAUACCAUCACUGAUGGUUGGGACCAGAAGCGCGCGAACACGACGUGGCGCUCCUAUAAUUACGUACAUCCUACAGCAAUAUACUAUUCGUUAUACCGAAUCGCUCGUGACAAUCCUAACAUUACUACUCUACAAACAUGGUCGUGGUAUUUAAUGCAAGCAUAUCAAACUUAUGUAGCUAUGGUAAAAUUUGCCGCCUACUAUAGUCAAUUUGGAUUGAUGGUAGGAUCAGUUUUCUUACGCGUAUUGGAUGCUUUACGGAUUGAGGGCUAUGUCGAAGAAUUUCAAAAAAUGUUGGCCCUAGAACAAACACGAGUAUCUAUAUGGCAGUCUUUACCAUUUCCAUUCGGUUCGGAGUUCCCAUGGGACAGUACUGGUCAAGAAGAAAUUUAUCUAACAGCUCAAUACUUUGGUUUAUACAAUUUGUCCAAUAGCACAUUACAAGCCGUGUUAGCUUACACGCAUAGUAUUCCAAAUUGGGGCUAUCAUGGUGCAGCAAGACGUUUCUGGGACUAUGUAUACAAUGGCUGUGAAGAACUAAAUGAUGGAAUAGAACGAGUCUUGCACCACUAUGGUUCAGGUCUCAAUGCUCUUCCAAUAUUGCAUGCAUAUGAUUUGAAUCCGGACGACAUCUAUUUACUGGAAGUCGGUAUUGGUAGCAUAACUGGGCCGUUAACGAAUAUUCAGUUGAGUGGUGCAAGUAGUAUGGGUCUUCAUGGUGAUCCGAGGAAAUUGAUACACGAUUAUUGGGAUGCUGAUUAUGGUAUGGCGUUCUAUGGGCUGGCUUCUUUGCAAAGUGCAUACGCUGUCAAUCAUACUAUACUUGGCGAAGCCGUCUGCUAUUUGUGCGAUCUUACAUUGACAGGGGAAACUAAUGUGUGGAAUGUGACACCACGCGAUGCAUUCCAUCGUCGCGUUUAUAUUGAACCUUUAGGAACGGCAUUCUCAUUAGAUGCGGGUAUGAUUGAAUCAAUCGUCGUGAAUUGGCAUGCGCAGUCUGUUGUGAUAGUGUUGAGUGCAGUUAAAUCUCCUGUGCCAUUUACAGUUUAUCGCCUACAUGUAGAUCAUCUGGCUUCAUGUAAUGCACGUACGGCCUGUGAUCUUGUUAUAGUAUCGCCUGCUAAUCCACCUGUAGUGCGAGGUGCAUUUGAAAUAGCAGUUCAGCCGUAUCCUCAGACUAUGUCAGUCAAAUUAAAAUGGAAUGGUAAAUAUGAUUGA